This is a messenger RNA of Alosa alosa (allis shad), 1524 nucleotides long. RefSeq names its product histone deacetylase 3 (gene hdac3). NCBI's taxonomy places the organism in Eukaryota, Metazoa, Chordata, Actinopteri, Clupeiformes, Clupeidae. The record is from RefSeq and is a predicted model, not a curated record. The transcript has a single exon. Gene Ontology annotation, molecular function: histone deacetylase activity. Bases 128 to 1414 code for a protein of 428 amino acids.
UAUCGUGCAGGAAGAGAUUAGAAAUGGCCACAACUCGGUGAAAGAAGAAAAGGCGCCACUCUAAACGAUUUAGCCGUGAACGCGAGGCGAAUUUUAUUUUUUAAGUCUUUGAUAAUCAGGUUGUACAAUGUCCAACAGAACAGCCUACUUUUACGACCCCGACGUCGGCAAUUUCCAUUAUGGCGCGGGACAUCCAAUGAAACCUCAUCGUCUCUCCCUGACGCACAGUCUCGUUUUGCAUUAUGGAUUGUACAAGAAGAUGAUGGUGUUUAAACCAUACAAAGCCUCCCAACAUGACAUGUGUCGUUUCCACUCGGAAGACUACAUCGAUUUCCUGCAAAAGGUUAGUCCGAACAAUAUGCAGGGCUUCACAAAGAGUCUUAACACCUUUAAUGUAGGAGACGACUGUCCCGUUUUCCCCGGUCUGUUCGAGUUCUGCUCGCGGUACACGGGAGCCUCGCUCCAGGGCGCGACGCAGCUCAACCAUAAGAUCUGUGAUAUUGCCAUUAACUGGGCUGGGGGCCUGCAUCACGCCAAGAAGUUCGAGGCUUCGGGGUUCUGUUAUGUCAACGACAUCGUCAUCAGCAUCCUGGAGCUGCUGAAGUACCACCCGAGAGUGUUGUAUAUCGACAUUGACAUUCACCAUGGCGACGGGGUGCAGGAGGCUUUCUAUCUCACAGACCGAGUUAUGACGGUGUCCUUCCACAAGUACGGCAAUUACUUCUUUCCCGGGACGGGUGACAUGUACGAGGUGGGUGCCGAAAGCGGCCGCUACUACUGCCUGAACGUGCCGCUGCGCGAUGGCAUUGACGACCAAAGCUACCGGCAGCUCUUCCAGCCGGUCAUCAAGCAGGUGGUGGACUUCUACCAGCCCACCUGCAUCGUGCUACAGUGUGGGGCUGACUCGCUGGGCUGUGACCGCCUGGGCUGCUUCAACCUCAGCAUCCGCGGCCACGGCGAGUGCGUGGAGUUCGUCAAGAGCUUCAAGAUUCCGGUGCUGGUGCUGGGUGGCGGUGGGUACACGGUGCGGAACGUGGCGCGCUGCUGGACCUACGAGACGUCCCUCCUGGUGGACGAGCCAAUCAGCGACGAGCUGCCCUACAGCGAGUACUUCGAGUACUUUGCGCCGGACUUUACGCUGCACCCAGACGUCAGCACGCGCAUCGAGAACCAGAACUCGCGCCAGUACCUGGAGCAGAUCCGGCAGACGGUGUUCGAGAACCUGAAGAUGCUGAACCACGCCCCCAGCGUCCAGAUCCACGACGUGCCCGCCGACCUCCUGAGCUACGAGCGCACGGACGAGCCGGACCAGGACGAGCGCGCGUCCGAGGACAACUACUCUCGUCCCGAGGCCAGCAGUGAGUUUUACGACGGGGACCAUGACAAUGACAAGGAGAGUGAUGUGGAGAUUUAACCCCACCCCCCACCCCCCCCCCAGGACUCAGUAACGAGUCCUCAGUAAGGCCGUGUGAGGGUCAUCAGGAGAGUGAUGUGGAGAUUUAACAGGACUCAGUAACGAGUCCU